AUGUACAGAUCGAAGGCAAUCUUGUCUUCUCUUCGAAACGCUUACUCAAAGAUCACGACGCGUUCGUAUCUAAUCCGAGCUCAGGUGGGUGUUUCCUCGUCUUCGCCUUUCGAUUCCUUUGCAAUCCCUAGUCGAUUUCCAUGGCAAUUCCGCUCCUUUUCUUCAAAACCAGAGUCUAUGCUUCAAUUAGUACUGGAAAACGAUUGGUCUAGGGAAGUAGAAGAAGGAUUGAGAAAACCCGAUCUGCCUUUAACCCACGAGACUGCAGUCUACGUCCUUAGGAAUUUAGACAAGCACCCAGAAAAAGCUUAUUGCUUUCUCGAUUGGGUUUUCAGAGAAUCAUUGCUUACUCCAAGCUCUCUACUUUACAGCACGAUGCUUAGGGUUUUAGUGCAGCAGAGGUCCAUGAAGCGAUUCUGGAUGACUCUGAGAGAUAUGAAACAAGGAGGGUUUUACAUGGACGACACAACCUAUAAGACCAUCUGUAACUUUCUCAAUAAAGAGGAUUUGAAAGCGGACGCUGCAGCUGUGGCUCAUUUCUACGAGAGAAUGCGUAAGGAGAACGUAACGUCUGCUGUUGCAGACGAUGUGUGUGCUGCUGUUUCGAAAGUGGAUUGGAGCUGUGAGGUUGAGAAGGAAUUGCAGGAGAUGAAACUAGCUCUCUCGGAUAAUUUCGUCAUCAGUGUGUUGAAGGGGAUAAAGGAGCAACCUUUGAAAGCUUUGGCGUUUUUCCAUUGGGUUGGUGGUUGUUCUUCAGGUUACAAACACAGCACCGUUACUUACAACGCGGCGUUGAGGGUUUUUGCGAGGGCUGAUUCGGUGGCAGAGUUUUGGAGCCUUGUCGAUGAAAUGAAAGCUGCAGGGCACGAGGUUGAUCUUGACACUUACAUAAAGGUUACAAGACAGUUGCAGAAGUCUAGAAUGAUGUUGGAGGCGGUUAGGCUUUACGAGUUUAUGAUGGAUGGUCCUUUCAAGCCAUCUAUUCAAGAUUGUAGUCUUCUGUUGAGGUCUUUAUCUGCUGGUCCUAGUCCGGAUUUGGAUUUGGUGUUUAGGGUGUUUAGGAAAUAUGAAUCUAGUGGGAGAUCUCUCUCAAAGGCUGUUUACGAUGGAAUCCAUAGGUCUUUAACCAGUGUAGGGAGAUUCGAUGAAGCUGAGGAGAUCGUGAAGGCUAUGAGGAAUGCUGGUUAUGAGCCUGAUAACAUUACGUACAGCCAGGUUGUGUUUGGGCUUUGUAAAGCUAAGAGAUUAGAAGAAGCUCGUGGAGUUGUAGAUCGAAUGGAAGGAGAAGGAUGUUUUGCUGAUAUAAAAACUUGGACUAUUCUGAUCCAAGGGCACUGCAAGAACAGUGAAGUCGAUAAGGCCUUUGCUUGCUUUGCGAGUAUGUUAGAGAAAGGGUUUGAUAUUGACUCUGAUCUGCUUGAUGUCUUGGUAGAUGGGUUUCUUAGCCAGAACAGGAUCGAGGGCGCUUGCAAGUUCCUUGCGGAGAUGGUGAGGAAUGCGAAUGUUAAGCCCUGGCAAAGCACUUACAAGAGUGUUAUAGACAAGCUGCUAGAGAUCAAGAAGUGCGAAGAGGCGCUGGAACUUCUUCAGCUGAUGAGGACGCAGAAUUACCCUGUGUAUGCAGAGCCUUUUGAUCGGUACAUUGCAAAGUUUGGGACUUUGGAAGACGCUAAGAAGUUCUUGGAUGUGCUAAGCUCGAAGAGUCCUCCUUCCUUUGCAGCGUAUUUUCAUGUUGUUGAAGCUUUUUACCGAGAAGGAAGACUCUCUGAAGCAAAAGAUAUUGUUUUCACGAGUCCCCAUCACAUUAAAACACACCCUAAGAUCACUGAACUCUUUGGUGCAGCUUGA
Microthlaspi erraticum is the source of this 1848-nucleotide messenger RNA. The record is from the annotation of a GenBank genome assembly. Lineage: Eukaryota; Viridiplantae; Streptophyta; Magnoliopsida; Brassicales; Brassicaceae.